CCGAAACAAUGGCGAGUGCUGUACGCAAGAAACUUGUUAUUGUUGGAGAUGGUGCAUGUGGAAAAACUUGUUUACUUAUUGUAUUCAGCAAAGACCAAUUUCCCAAAGUAUAUGUCCCUACUGUGUUCGAAAACUAUGUUGCAGAUAUCGAAGUUGAUAACAGACAAGUAGGUGUAUAUGUACUUAUUAUAUGUGGCAGGUUGAAUUAGCUCUUUGGGACACUGCUGGCCAAGAAGAUUAUGAUAGGUUACGGCCACUUUCUUAUCCUGAUACGGAUGUAGUUCUGUUGUGUUAUAGUAUUGAUUCUCCUGAUAGUUUCGAAAACAUUCCUGAAAAAUGGUUGCCAGAAAUCCGGCAUUUUUGUCCUGAUGUCCCCAUCAUCUUAGUUGGAAACAAAAAAGACUUACGACAUGAUGAGGCUACGAAGAAUGAGCUUCAUAGAACCAAGCAACUUCCCGUCACUUUUAAUGAGGGUACUGUCUUUACUUAUUGUCUAGCUUUCUUUAGCUAAGACCAAGGAAGGUGUCAGCGAUGUUUUUGUAGCAGCUACUCGAGCCGCCUUGAAUUCAGCGAAGAAGAAGAGGAGGAAAUGUGAUUUAAUUUGAUCCUCACUGUUCUCUGAAUUGUCUAAACUUGAUUUUCCGGUCUCCAAAACGUACAUUCCCCUCCUAAUUCUUCCUCAGGACCUUAAAUUGCUACUUCUAUUGACUACUUGUUUCUUUAACGAUCAUACUUUUUGUUUACCAACAAGACAAUCCAUUCCACGGAAAUACUUACCAUUUAUUUUUGUCUUGAUACUAAGACAGGGCAUGUCUCAUGUAACUUAUAUUUAUUAAGAAUAAAUUAUUAUAAUCAGUCGGCUCUUUAACUUUGUUAUCCAGCAUUCAUGCCUGUUGAUUGUAACAAAAUAUACAAAGCCAGUUUAUAACUAAAUUCUGUUCCAAGUUUAUCCGGUCUGCAAAACAAUUGCGACUCACCUACUUACUAUGUGUUAUGCUUCGUAUAUGCACAAGAGUGGAGCGGAAAGUUGCCUUGUUUAUUUCUGUUUGGUUUACGUAGCGGCACAGGUUCAGACUAAUUAUUAUUACUUCUCCAGUUACAUCUAAUGAGUCGGUUUUGGCUCAAAAGAGUGUACUGACUAGAAUACUGUUUCAUUUCACAAUGCCAUUACUUGUUGUUUGUGUGAUAUAUAGUGAGUGUUUUACUUAUCGUUGUUGUGAAACGUACUUUUUAACCCUUAUUUGUUUGCCAAUGUAGUCUACUGCUACCAAGAAAGCCGGGUUACACUACUUGUGGAAAGGGCCAGCGACUUGGACUUGUUAUAAAACGAAUAUUUUUGUUCCUAACCUUUUUCCGUACUUCGAAUCGCCUCAAUGUAUUUUGAACAUAUACUGUUAUAACCAGUGUGAUCCAUUGUCCUGAACA
Schistosoma curassoni is the source of this 1425-nucleotide messenger RNA. The record is from the annotation of a GenBank genome assembly. Lineage: Eukaryota; Metazoa; Platyhelminthes; Trematoda; Strigeidida; Schistosomatidae.